AUGAAAUAUUUCUGGAAUAUUCCUGAAGGUAUAUAUAUACCAUAAAUCGAUAAACACUACAAGUCAUAAAAAAUAUAUAUAUAUAUAUAUAUUAUAUAUUAUAUAUUUUAAUAUUUUAUAGGUUUUGCAUAUAUUUAGUGUGAGGUUUCGUUUGACCUAGAAACUAUAAACACUUGGAAGCACUAAACCCUAAAAUCGACAGAGCAUUUUUGAACAGAUGGAGAAGGCUUUCCGUUGGGAGAUAAACAACUUUUCCGAAAAUAAAAGUGUGAUGAAGUCAGAUCGUUUCUCAAGCGGCGGCUGCGAAUGGUAUCUUUGUGUUUAUCCCAAGGGAAAAAUUGUGGAUGAUCACUUGUCUCUAUUCCUGAACGUUGUGAAUUUUCGAAAACUGCUACCUGGAUGGAAGAGACAAGCUAGUUUUAGUUUUGUUGUGUUGAAUCAAUCUGGCAAAGAGCUACAUAGAACAGUUGAAAAAAGCAGAUUGUUCUGUGCUGAGGCUCCAAGCUGGGGUUAUUCCAAAAUUUUGCCUCUUACCAAGCUUCAAGAAGAUGGGUUUUUGGAGAACAACAAACUAACCAUUGAAGUCAACAUUAAAGUAACUAAAGUUGCUCACGAAGGAAAAUCAACUGAGAAUGAAAUUGUUGUUGUUCACGGUUUCCAUGUUCUUAAUAGUCAGGUUGUUUCAAUGCACAACAUGUUUGUGAAGCACCCAGACGUUGCGGUAGAUAUUAGAUCAGAUAUCAGAGAGGUGAAGACAGCAUACAUGAAUAUUCUUCUCGGUCUAGUCCAGACACUAGCCAAGCCUCCUCAGAGCUUGUCGGAGACUGAGCUAAGCAACGCUGACAGCGAGUUGAGCGAGCUAACUGAUGCUGGCUUUAAGCUGGAUUGGUUGAAGUCAAAGCUUGAGGAAGUUUCCUUGAAGAGGAAGGAACCAUCUUCUCAUCUCAAAGUUGAACUGGAUAAGGAGAAGAUCGAAUCGGCUACUGCUGCUCCUGCUCCUGCUCCAAGAGUUUCUCCCUUUGAGUGCAUAGACGUUUUGAUAAAGAAAUUCUUUUUGGCUUGCUUCUCAGGACAAGGUUUCGCUUUGCACUACAACUUUCUUUCAAAAACUAUUCUAACUUUCUUUCAAAACCUAUUCUACCGCUUGAUGAAGCCUCAUCAUAAGAUAUGGGGAAUCAAAUGCAGAAGAGUAUCUCAGAGAAAUCGUUUUAGAACAGAUAAGGGUGAUCAGUUGCAAACUUGUUACACGUUCGAGAUAGAUAACUUCUCCCUGAAUAAAUAUUCGAUAAAGUCUCCAAAGUUCUUAUGUGGAGGGUGUGAAUGGUAUCUUCUAGUUCAUCCCACGGAAACCAGAUUUGAUGAUCACUUGAGUGUGUACCUAUGCGUUUAUAAUCCUAAGUCAUUGCGAACUGGAUGGCAAAGGAAAGCUAACUUUCGAUUCACUCUCUUGAACUCGAACCAAUCCGGAAAUGUCCUCAAUAGCGCAACUGAAAGGUCAUGCUUAUUCUGCGCUCAGUUCUCAUCCUGGGGUCAUAAGACAUUGCCACUUAGCAAGCUUAAAGAAGAAGAGUUUUUGGAAAAUAGCAAACUGUUCAUUAAAGUCGACGUAAAAGUAGUUGACAUUGUUCAUGAAGCAGAGAUAACUGGAAAGGAGACGUUAUUUCUCAAGGGUUUUGACGUUCUUUAUAGUCAGUUUGAUUCAGUGCACAAAAUUUUCGAGAAACACCCAAACAUUGCUAUUGAUUUCAAACCAAAGGACAAAGGUGUGAAAGCAGCAUACAUGAAUCUUCUUCUCAGCCUCAUCGAGACACUGCGCAAGCCUCUUCGUAGCUUUUCUGAGACUGAGCUAAGCGACGCUGAGAGCCAGUUGAAUGAGCUAACAGAAGCUGGAUUCAAGCUGGAUUGGUUAAAGACAAGGUUUGAGGAGAUUUACUUGGAGAGAAAGAAUGCAGAUGCUGAUAAAUCUAGGGCCCAAGAAGUGGAGGAACGCAUCAAGAACCUUGAGCUGACUUUGUCAGAUCUCAAAGUUGAACUAGAAAAGGAGAAGGCUAAAUCUGCUGCUGAUGCUACGCUUUUGUCUUUUGACGAAAUUGUUUUAGGUCAAAAAUAAAAGUUUGGAGGUUCAUGUAAUGUAUCUGGGAUUAGCUUGUUACUAUGUUCAUUGUUUCAUCACUUUUCAACACAUGUUUGAGUUCAAGUGUUUGGUCGACAAAACAGAAAACCUUGAGGAAAAUUCUUGGCAGCAAAGGUGUUUUAUUUUACAAGCACCGAAAGGUUAAAAUAUCAAAAGAUGUAAGUACUGUGGGCCAAGAAAAGGUCCAAUUAAGCCCAUAACUCUUUGGAAGCCUGACUGAAAAUGAUCGCUGAUGUGUGUGGGUUUUGGUGGUUCGUUUAUGAUUGUUUGUACUUUGUAUCAAUCAGCCUUUGUGCAGAUCCGUGCUUACAGCCUAUUGAAAAAGGCAUUUGCCUAGAGCCUCCAAAUUUUGUAAAUUUUUUAGGGCCUCUAAUUAUAAAAAAAAAAAUUUACAUGGUAGUUAAUGUAUUCUUUUAGUUGAUUUUUAUUAUUAUUUGAUUCUAAAUUUGACUUCUGUUUAAAAUAACUAAUUUGUGAUCAAUUUUACUAUAUUUUAGAUAAAACUAUAAAAAUUCUACUUCAAAUUAUCUGCAAAUAUUUGAUCCACAUUUAUCUUCAUUGUAUAUAUUAUGAGUUAAAUUUAUUUUAUAUAUUUAUAGAAUUUGAUUAAAAAUUUAUAAUAUUUUUAAUAUAUAGAUUAUUGUCUUUAAUUUAAACGCUAAUAUUUAGCUUUUUAAUAGCGACCAACAUUUCAAUCCAAAACGUUAAGAAUAUAUAGUUUGGUUUUUAGUUUAUAAAAGUCUGGUGCAUAAAAUUUAGAAAAUGUUUAGGUAAUAAAUCAAAAAAAUUUAGUGUUAUAUAUAUAUGUUUUUUCAAAAAAAAAAAUAUUUUAUAUAAUUCAAAUUUAAAUAAAAAUAUUUUCAAAAAAAAUAUCAUGUAAUUUUUUUUUAAUUCGCCUCGGACCUCUAAAAACCUUCGCACGGCACUGCUUUUGUCCACUGUAUCAUACAAAAGUUAAUGUAUCUAGUUGUAGGAAGAGGGUUCUCAAGUCUGUUAAGAAAGUAAUGAAGACAGUUUAUUUAUGAAAGUUGAUUGCAAACUGGUUAUCGAAUAGAGAAAAAGACUACAAUAGCACUAAACCAAGUUUUUGUUCCUAAAUUAGCACUCAAGGCUCAAAGUCACAAAAAUAGGUUUC
Molecule: messenger RNA, 3269 nt
Organism: Brassica napus (rape)
Lineage: Eukaryota; Viridiplantae; Streptophyta; Magnoliopsida; Brassicales; Brassicaceae
Exons: 9
Coding region: 218-2110 (630 amino acids)
Molecular function (GO): protein binding
Source: RefSeq, a predicted model, not a curated record